UGCGCAGAUCCGUAGAUUCGAAGUGACGAGGAAGUGGAGAAACGUUAAAGCUGCUGCCGUUUAUCUUGUGUUUGGACUGCAGCAGCUUUUUCCUGUGGCAAUGGACUGGAUUGGAUUUGGCUAUGCUGCCGCCAUUGCUUUUGGAGGAUUUAUGGGAUACAAGAGAAAAGCCAGUGUCAUGUCCCUGAUAGCUGGUUUGGUGUUUGGUGGAUUAUCUGCUUAUGGAGCCUAUAACAUUUCUAAUGAUCCGAAGAACAUCCAGGUGUCUCUACUUACUUCUGGAGUCCUCUCAGUUGUCAUGGGACUGCGAUACAAGAAAUCUGGGAAAUUAUUGCCUGCAGGCAUCAUUACAGGACUAAGUUUAUUGAUGGUGUUCCGCCUUUUGCUCCUGACUGUGGUGUGACAGAGAGCAGCACAGAAACCCUGACUCUUGAUGAACACGCCUGUUUUAAAGGGAGCUUAACCACCAAGUUUGUGUUUCUAGGAAGAAUCAAGAUUAAUUAUUCCUUUGUUUGUUGUACCCACGUUUUUAUGUGUUUGCUGAUGCCAUAAAUUGAGAUUAAUUGAUUUGCAGUUCUUUCAGGAGAGUAGAUGAUGUUAGGGUUCAACAGCUACUUUACAAAAUCAGUUAUUAAGCUAAAAUCCUUCAGAUUGCAGAACAAAACGGCAUGUUUAAAGUAUUAAAUCGGUCACAUGUGUUUAACACAAGAUUUUAAUUUUGAAAAGGUUUUGAGAUUUUU
Nematolebias whitei (Rio pearlfish) is the source of this 740-nucleotide messenger RNA. It is a transcript of the gene tmem14a, whose product is annotated as transmembrane protein 14A. The record is from RefSeq and is a predicted model, not a curated record. The transcript has 5 exons. Gene Ontology annotation, cellular component: mitochondrial membrane. Bases 101 to 403 code for a protein of 100 amino acids. Gene Ontology annotation, biological process: regulation of heme biosynthetic process. Lineage: Eukaryota; Metazoa; Chordata; Actinopteri; Cyprinodontiformes; Rivulidae.